Molecule: messenger RNA, 3916 nt
Organism: Apus apus (common swift)
Lineage: Eukaryota; Metazoa; Chordata; Aves; Apodiformes; Apodidae
Gene: PDGFB
Product: platelet derived growth factor subunit B
Exons: 7
Coding region: 832-1656 (274 amino acids)
Biological process (GO): positive regulation of protein autophosphorylation; positive regulation of MAP kinase activity; positive regulation of cell population proliferation
Cellular component (GO): membrane
Molecular function (GO): growth factor activity; platelet-derived growth factor receptor binding
Source: RefSeq, a predicted model, not a curated record
GACUAAAAUAAAGACCCAUCGGAUCGCUCACCUCCUCUUCAAUUUUACUUUUUCUGAUUUUUGCUUUUUUGUUUUUUUCCCUUUCUUUCCUUCUCUCUUUCUUGCAACAGAGCACGGAAGGCAGCAGCAGCUCCACUCUGAGGCUUGUCAAGGCUCAGCGCACGCACGCACACACACAGACACACAACCCAGAGCGAAAACAUUUGCUCUCACCUGUCUCCAAACCCAAAGGGAACCUCACGUCCAAGCAGAGCGCCAACACUUCGAGAGAGAAGGCACCCGAGCCAGAAUCUAAUGUGAGGGGAAGAAAUCCAAUGCACAGUAGCAACUUUUUUGCUAAAAACGCAAGCAGGCAUAAGGAAGAAAAGGAGCAUUUUAAGAAAAUGACACCUUAAGGAAGAAGAUUUUUUUUUUUAAUUUUGCAACAAAGUUUGGAGAAGUUGUUUGUUGUGUUUUUUUAAUUAUUAUUUCGUGCAUCUUUUUCUAAGAACAUUGAAUCAGUGUUACUCGCAUGUAAAAAUAUUUUACGUGUAUAUAUAUAUAUAUUUAAAAGGAAGACACUCAAGAGGAAAAAUAGCAUGUGGACCACCUAGCAAAAGGCAAUACCGAAGCAUCCUUUGGGGCGAGGGGGGACGCAGACUCUGGAUGUGGAUGAUUUUGAGGGACUGCAUUUUUUUUCCCACUGGGCUUAUGAGAUAGCAAGAGAGGCGGGCGGCUCACCGCGCGUUACUUCUGCCUUCCCUCACCACCACCUCGUCCAAGGUCUCCAGCAACUCUUCCCGCCAGCAGCCCGGCUCGGAGGGGACAUGGGAACGGGCGCAGCAGCCCUCGAUGCCUGAGGCCGGGCGGCCGCGGGGCUGUCUGCGGGAAGCGCUUCCCCUCUCCCGGGGCUCGGCGUCCAUGUGCCCGCAGCCGGCGGGGCCUGAAGUCGGGAUGAAUUUCGGCGUGGUCUUGGCGUUCAUCCUCUCCCUGCCCCUGGCCCGCCUGGAGGGGGACCCCAUACCUGAAGACAUUUAUGAGAUUUUGGGUGGCAGCUCGGUGCGCUCCAUCAGCGACCUCCAGCGCGCCCUGCGGAUAGACUCCGUAGAGGAGGAUACCUCGAGCCUGAGCUUGAAUACAACUCAACCUGGUCAAAACCCUGUGGCCCUGUCUCGAGAGCGACGAAGCCUAGAUGCUCUGGCAGCAGCAGAGCCAGCUGUCCUCGCAGAGUGCAAGACGCGGGCGGUGGUCUUUGAAAUCUCCCGCAACAUGGUGGACAGCACCAACGCCAACUUUGUGGUGUGGCCGCCCUGCGUGGAGGUGCAGCGCUGCUCUGGGUGUUGCAACAACCGCAACGUGCAGUGUCGCCCCAUGCAGAUUCGUGUCCGGCACGUCCAGGUGAACAAGAUCGAAUUUGUCCAAAGAAAGCCAAAAUUCAAAAAAGUCGUUGUGCCUUUGGAGGACCACGUGCAGUGUCGGUGUGAAGCAGUGUCCCGUCCGCCCCCCAGGAACAGCUGGCCAGGGCCACGUGAACAGAGACGCUUGUCACCAUCGUUCACCACAGCCGCUGUGUCACAGAGGCAGCGAGUACGCCGGCCGCCGGCACAGAAGAGGAAACAUAAGAAGUACAAGCAUGUCAAUGAUAAGAAAGUGCUGAAAGAAAUCCUCAUAGCAUAGAAGUGCUGGCAGGGGAGAGAGAGCACAAGGCAGGUUUAUUUAAUAUAUUUGCUGUAUUGCCCCCAUGGGGUCCUUGGAGUGAUAACUUUUCCUCUUUGUCUGUCUGCCUCGACGUCUGAUUCAGACGGCAAUUGGUGCUUCCCUUUCCAUCAGUGGACCUUCUCCCACCAAAGCCUCUCCCUUCUUUCAUUUAUUAGCAUACUUUUAAAGUUUUACACAAACACGGAAAGGACAAACAUGAUCUAUAUAUAUAUAUGUAUGAGAAAAGAACAAAGUACAAGUAAAACCUUGAACCCAGACACCCACAACAUGCAACGAGGACAGGAUAAUGCCUUCCCUGCUCCAGAGGACAGGAUGGAAAAUGUGAAAAGGAAAGUGGGUCCAAUUUCUUCUGAGGGGAGGACAAAAACGAAUGGUCAGCGAGCGGAAGGGGAAUAUUCUCUCUUCCCCUCAUGUUUCUGGUAAGGCUGGGGGGCCCAGCUGAGAUCAACACUUGCACUGGACCUAUGUUUUGAAAACAGGCAUAUCUCUGAUUGUGAGCGGCAACCCACGAUGGAAAAUGCACUAAGGACUUUUAUCACGCUACCUGGACAGAUAUAUAUUUUUAAUGUGCGUGUGUACAUUUUAUUUCAAAGAAGAAAAACCAAAACCACUAAGAUACACAACAUCUCGGGGAACAGAACACAAAAAAAAAAAAAAGAAGAAAAAGUCAAAACAAAAAAAGCGAAGAAGCCAAAUGCAUUCCCCCCCUCCCUUUCCCCUCCUGCUCCUGGUGCUGACUGGAAGGUGUUUGGAUUGUGGGGAAGGAGGAGGUGGUGGCAGGAUCAUCUCCACGCCCCCGGCCCCUGCCAAGAGGAGCCAUCUUUGCACAUGUUGGUGGAGAAUUCAACUUUCCAGGCUCGGACUCAGAGUAUUUUUUAAAUUUGCUCUGUAUGUGUGCGCGUGUAUAUCUGUGUGUAUAUACGUGUGAGUGUGUGUGUGUAUGUGUAUUUAUACAUGCAUAUAUAAAUAUAUACAUAUAUAUAUAUAUGUUCUUAAAUGGAUUUCAUUCCCCAGUGGCAGGAAGCUCAGAGGCACGCGCAUGCAUCCGCUUCGUUGGGCUGGCAGAAAAGAACACUGUUACUGUAACGUGCCUACAAGGUCUGGGAUGGGGCAGGCAGGGACAUCAUCUGAUCUCUCUCUAUCUUGUUGCCCUUUUCUCUCGCUCUCCACCAACCCCCCAGCACAACUUCCUCACAGGAGGCAAAGUGGCACCACAACAAGACCAACAACAGCCAAACUUAGAAGCAUGACUUAAUCUCCGUGAGCUCCCUUGCCUGCUCUGUGGUCCUGGAAGCAGAAUCAUGUCAUCCCCCCGGGGUUUUUAACCCCUUCACAGUGUCCUGCACACUGUGCCUUCACUGCCCUCUCCCUGCCAGUGCUCCUUCAUCCCCCAUUUUUUCCCCUCACUUUUUCACUAUCAAAUUCCUUCUGAAUUCUGCCCAUUAGGUGUUCCAAGCCCACCUAACUUGGAAGUUGGUCCAAGAUGUGGGCAGCUCAGUAUAGAUAUAGAGAAAGAAAUUAGGAUGGCCUUUGUACUUGGCAGCAGCUGGCUGAGACAGGAGAGCUCAGAGGACAACUGGAGGGUCUGUUGUAGAGUCCCUCCCAGGCCACUGACUGCUCCAGAGGAGGGAGGAGAGGACUCUGCAGGCAGGGGCUACUUCUACACACCAAAUACUCAGUCACCAGUUGCAGAAGUCUUGCACAUGAUGGGAAUUUCCAGCUUCACCUCAGAGUCCUGCUCCUGGGUUGUGCCGUGCUGGGCGGUGUAGAGUGACACAUGAAGUUAGUGCCUGCCUCGAGCUAGCCAGGCAGUCUUCCCUCCUGCCUCCAGCCACUUCUCCCCUCACACACACACCUCUGUGUCAGGGCAAAGCCCCCGCAGGAGCUGGAGGAAUGAGGCAAAGCUGCAACCUGGGAGUUGUAACGAGUUGUGGAGGGACCCAGCCCUCACCUCCUGCAAGCCCAGAGCACUUCUCGUACCGCUGCCGAGGCUCCCUCCCACCAACCCCGAGCCCUCAAGUCUUAAGACACUUUGUUCUCCUGUUCCAAGAUCUGUUUCCUUUGGUUUGUAAAGAUGGUGAGGUUUUAUUUUAUUUUAAUUUUUUUUUGCUUUUUUUUUAAAUGUAAGAUUAAUUUAUACUCAGUACUGUAUUUAAAGUUGUAAAAAAGAAAAAAAAAAGAAAAAAGAAAAAAAAAAAAGGAAACCAAACCUCUCAAA